AUGACCCGCCGGAAACGAUGCAAUGAACUAGCUCUGGAAGCAGAUACGAUGGUGAGUUCAGAAAAUAGGAUGGUUACACCGGAAUCCGGAGUUCCCCAAACCCUAGAACCACCUCAAUUGGUUCACUGGAUGCAAGGUAUGGGGUGCGCUCCCACAAUUUUGCAAGCUCCGACGAAAGAGGAACCAGUGAAGGUGAAAGAAGCUCAAAAACCAGUGGAAGCGGAUGCGAAUUUGGCAGCACAGAAGCUUACUUUCUCAGUCAAUUCGCAUGAAGCAAAGAUCACCCUAGUAGAUGUGGUGCGAGGGAAUCGAUCCAUACAUCAGGGAUCGAAACUUGAAUACUACCCACCGAUUAUGAAAGAAGGGAUAAAAGUGGUCCGCCUCAAUCAAAUUGAAGUAGAAGAGGAAACUAGAAAGUGGAAAUCAAGCUUGAUUGGGUACGUAUUAGGUGGUUUGCCGACAUUCAAGGAUAUGUUGAAAUUCGUCUAUGGAGUUUGGCAAUUUGUGGACACACCACAGGUGUUAGAGUAUGGGCCUUACACUUUCAAUAAUCGACAUAUGAUCCUAAAACAAUGGGAGACGGAUUUUGAUAUUAGCAAAGAAACCAAUCGAAUUGUUCCUACUUGGGUAAUCCUACCUGGGUUGCCGAUUCAAUAUUGGGCAACUGAGAAUUUGGGCAGAAUUGCGAGCUACCUAGGAAAACCAGUAUGCACUGAUAAAUUGACAGCACAAGGGGAUAGAAUCUCAUAUGCUAGAGUACUGGUGCACAUAGACAUUUCUCAGCAUCUCCCUGAGCAUAUACUGAUUGAGGAUGAAAAAGGAGGAUUCAAAGAGCAGAAGCUAGAAUAUGAAUGGAAGCCCUCCUAUUGUCAGGAUUGUCUACAAAUAGGACAUAUCGCUGGAAAUUGCAAGAAGGAACAAGAGAAUGAAUUUAAACAUGAGAAGGGUGAAGAACAGAACCGGAGAAGAAGAAGACAAACACAGAAAAAACAGCAAACAACCCAAUGGAAAGUGAAAGAUAAUAAGACUCAACCACCAGAACAGGAACAAUAG
Molecule: messenger RNA, 1053 nt
Organism: Nicotiana attenuata
Lineage: Eukaryota; Viridiplantae; Streptophyta; Magnoliopsida; Solanales; Solanaceae
Exons: 2
Coding region: 1-1053 (350 amino acids)
Source: RefSeq, a predicted model, not a curated record